AGAAGGUUAGUACGUGCGGGUUGCUGAUUGCAGGUGGUGCCGCUGCUUGCAACGCAAGCGUCGACUGCUACUGGGAAUCCGCUCCUGCUGCGGGCGAACCCAGUUGCGACCUGAAGAUUUUCCAGAACAGUAAGAAGAGCUUUUACUUCCUGGCCCCCCGAUUCCUUGAUUACGCCACCACCGACGUAUUCUGGUGGUGGAUCGUUUCCUGGGGAGUGAUUAACUGGGUCUCCAUGAGCACAGUCUUGAACCUGUGGAGUUACACCUCGCAGCUACUUUACUGCCUGAUCAAUGUUAUCAUCAUCGUGGGCAUUUGGUCCUCGCAUAUGACCGAAAAUCAGGGUGGUGUAAUCCCGCUGCUAAAGGGCCCCAUAGGAUUGCCUCUGCUGUUGCUUUUUGAUCUGCUCGCGAUCCAGCCGUGUUCGGCCCCGUGGAAGUUGCGCGCGGCCGUCCUGUCGAACGUCAUGCUCUACGGCUUGUGGGCAGCUGUCGGUGGGGUGUACCUCCGCGUUGUCUUCCCGGCAUUGCAGACACUGACCGAAGAAUCGGACAUCUUGCGAAAAACCCUGUUUGAAGUUCUGCUUGCGACCGUUUUCUUCUCCAUCUGGGUUCCCAUUGGGAGCAAAAAGUGCGGAGCCGCGUACUUGUUCUCCCUCGUGAAAGCCACGGCCUUUUUACAGGGGGAGCAAGAACUUUCUCCAGAAGAGAAAUACGAUCUCGAGUGCUUCGCUCGUAUCCUCUGCAAUGGAGCCCUCGACCUGUACCGCUACGGUUACGGUCGCGGCGCACUCUUGAAGGUUUCUCCGUCAGCGUUCGCAAUUGUCGUCGCGAAAGACGUGUUUUACGACAUCAUGCACUUCGGACUUGGUUUCAGCGCCGAGUGGCAGUGCUUCAAGAUGAAGCUCGAUGCUACCAACGGAAGACUACACAGGGACACCGUGCUUCCCGCCAAGUUCAAGCUGUUUCGCUUGAUUGAUUCCUUCACGCGCCGCUUCGUUUUUAAUCGCAUCGACACUGCAACAGCUAUUCCUGUGACCUGGAUGUAUGCAAUUGACUGCGAAAUCGAAAGCCAGCGCCUCGGAUUGGAUACGAACACAAUCACUGGUGACACACGCGGCGGCGAACCGACGCAGAACGGCAGGGGAUCUGACGAUACCUCGAAUGUCGUUCCAUCGUUAAUCGACGGCCACGACGGCAAAAUGAACAAACCAGGAAAAACAUCUACAAACAGCGCAUCGACUUUGCUUGAAGCGGCAGUAGCUAAUAACAAUAAAGGGCGUAUUAAAGAUGAUGACUAUGCCUCAGUUGGAAGCGAACAGGAGAACCACCGCCGCACUUGUGACGACAAAACAAUCUCCGUAGAAGGUGCUGGCGACAAUAGAAGCUGCCUAGCAAAACCCAGCAAUAUUGCGGUGCCCGAGGAGAUGCAAAACCAAAACCGCCGGUCGUCUCUUGUCCAGGACUUGAAAAGGAUUUCCGCAGCGGCUUCAAGUAGCGGCGAAAUGCACCGCCCGAUCGGGACGACUGGGGCACCUCCUCCGCGAAAGUCUUACAGCAAUUACGACAUUUCCACGGCGGCGAUGUUGUGCUCGCUCACUACUGAUCCGUUUGGGGCUACGUCGACGGCCAAGAAACCGAAACAAACUUCCGUUGCAGCGCAGCAAGAGAACAAGAUGAAAACCGGUAAUACGUCGAACACGCGUGACGUCAACGCUCAUGUUUCAUCAGCCGUUUCUGGGAAGGUAUUUACAAACAUGCAAUUCCCGCAUGAUGUAGGCGCAACUUUGUUGUGCUGCUCGUCUAGUUUAGUAUGCCUAUGCGAGGGAGACUGACGUGGUCGACAUGAUUAUGUUCUAAAAAUUUGUUUGUACAGAAUCAAAAGCAAAAAUGUUGACACUGAAAUAUCAAUCAAUAAAAAUCGCGAAAUACAACAGAUUUCCGCAACGACAGCCGACGGUACUGCCACUGUCAAACGAAAAGAGAACGCGAAGCAGCGGAUUUCCACUCGAAAUCCCCAGGGAAGACCAGCGUCGAGCAGUAAUGACGUCGUCAAUGUCGAAGCUUUCGAGGUCGAGGACGAGGACACGCAAGUAAAUGUCUCCUCGACGGGUACCGUUUCCACGUACGAGCGGAUCUUUCAGUUCGCAAAUCACCGAAUCGUUGCGCGGAAGGUCCCUCGCCUCGAACCCUGCAUGGUCGUCCCGGGUCGAAAAAUGCGCUGCCCAAUCACAAUCGCAGAUCUACAGCGGGUCAGGCCCCUACUCGUCUACGUGCAGCAAGAAAACUUCGCCAGAUUUCAGUCGAGAAUGUUCGCACGCAUUUUUACCGCUGCGGUGGUGUUUUUUUCGCCCUGCGUAGUAAUUUUGUUCGGCGACGCCCCAUUCUUUCCGGGCUUCCAGCGAUCCGAUGUGGAAAGCCGACAGGGCCAAGCGAGCUUGGACGGAGAGUACAUGACCUAUGCCAGCAUCUUUCUCCUCACGGACUUGCUUUCCUACUUCGUCGUCACUCUUGGUGUGCACCUGAAUGAAGACUGUGCCCUGGUGCCAUGGCGAGAGCUCGUCGGGGAUUUUUUCACGGUACGGGGAUGCUAGAACUUCUGUUUUACUUACUUAAGUACUUUUGAAUCAAGCGGGGAGGUGUAGAUGAACAGAAGGGAUGAAGCAGAGGAGUACGUAGAAACAGUAUCUAUCUUGUCAGUACAUUGACAACAAGAGAGAGAGAGACCAGCAUUUGCAUUCACAUUUUUUAAUACUUACUACUAAAAAAGAUGAUCGACCGCUGCAGCUGGCAAAGGUUACUGAAAGUGUGGUGGGCCUUCGGCGCGUAUUUCGCGCUUCUGAUUGUGAUUAACAACUGGGACCCCUACCGCAACAAAGGAAUCUUAGACGCCUCCGGGAUCGACGAUAAGGGUCUGGACUUCGCGCCCCACAUUUACCGUGUCUGUGGAGCGCCAAGCUGGUUGCCACGGUCGUAUAAUCCGUGAAAACGUACUCGACAAGCCAGUUGUUAUUUGUCGGACCGCGAUCUCAGUCUCUCCCUCUCGAAAACGCAACUACAACAUUUGGGGGUAUCUGUAAACGUAAAGGUUUAAUAUCACACACGGAAAAACAAAGAUGAACCGUGCUUCGAUAGUACUCAUGAUCAUGUACGACUCUAAUGACUUUUAGUACACUACCUAUUGCUCUGUCAUCACCAUUAGUAUCAGCACUGCUCGUCACCCUCACCUACACCUUCAUCAUUGAAGAGUUCAUCUACAGCCGAUAUUCGUUGUAAAGAGAUCGUUGAACAAGAACAAAUUUAGGUUUAUCUAUCAGCUUCAAUAUGAAAAAUAUGAAGCAGACCCAACUGUUGAAAUUGCGGUCCGUCAAUUCCAAAUAAACUUCGUCGGAUUUCGGAUUUGCAAAGAAGGUUAGUUCAAGGCUCGUCGGAGGCAUGGCGAUAUCAGCCUCAUCAUCACACGAAAAAGUCAUAGCAAAGGAAAAGAAUGCAUUUUAGAGAGAUUGAUAAAGAUAAAAUAUAUAAUCAAAAAAUAAGUAACGACAAUAUAAUACAGUAAUAAAAAUAGAAUAAUAGACAGCAAAAAAAAAAAAAGAACAAAGAAAAAUAUGAAAAAAAGUCGAGAUGAAAAGAGGAAGUGUGGCGGAAUGUAGAAAUAAUAGUUAGCUUUCGAGCAUACAACUAGCGGCAUCGGACGUUUAGGCCUAGGACGUGUCGCCGGGUACAUAGCUAGCGUGCAUGAAGUUCAAACGAGAAAGAAGCCACGACACGUCCACGAUUGCAAACUCACUGAACAUAGUCAACACACGGACCCAGAGUACCAGUUGCCAGGACUCUCGAAAAUUAAGAAAACAUGCAAGCAU
Molecule: messenger RNA, 3860 nt
Organism: Amoebophrya sp. A120
Lineage: Eukaryota; Dinophyceae; Syndiniales; Amoebophryaceae
Source: the annotation of a GenBank genome assembly